Naegleria lovaniensis is the source of this 2838-nucleotide messenger RNA. RefSeq lists its product as uncharacterized. The transcript has 2 exons. Gene Ontology annotation, biological process: intra-Golgi vesicle-mediated transport. NCBI's taxonomy places the organism in Eukaryota, Heterolobosea, Eutetramitea, Acrasida, Naegleriidae. The record is from RefSeq and is a predicted model, not a curated record. The coding region runs from base 1 to 2838 and encodes 945 amino acids. Gene Ontology annotation, cellular component: COG complex.
AUGUCAUCCAACAACCAAACGAGUUUCAAUCCGUCAUUGUCAAAGAUGGAUCUUACACCACCUCUCACUCCAUCAAAUGUAAAAGGAAGAAUAGACACGUCUUCUCCGAGUACUCCAUCCCAACCCUAUUCCAUUUCUUCUUCGACUAGUACAAGUAAAAAAGUAAAUCAAUUCAUUCAAUUAUCACAUCAACAACACGAUGAUGAAUCACUUUCAACAUGUCUUCAAUAUUUAGAUCAAUUAUUUAAACAACACAAUGAGAGUGCCACCACUCAACCCUUUUCUUCAAUUGUAUCAUCCUUUUCAUCCAUGAAUCAACAUUCUCAAACACAACUCAAGAGUUAUUUAUUACUUCAAAAUUUACAUUCUCAUAAAAAGUAUAUUUUAGAAUCAUUUGAACAAAUUCAAAAUCAAUUAAAUGAAAUUGAUUCACAAAUACAAGUCAUUCAGACUCAUACAAAGAAUAUUGAGAAUUAUUUAUCGAAUGGUCCUACGUUGAUCAUGUUGGAUUCAAUGAUGAAUGAUAGGACUUUUAUUAGUACUUCUACCAACACGACUACUCCUACUACUAUGACUACUACCAUCAAUACGACCCUUACCAACACGACUACUCCUCCUACUAUGACUCCAACGAUUACUACUCCUAUGACUACUCCUACUACUAUGACUACUACCAUCAAUAUGACCCAUACGACCCAUACCAACACAACUCCUUGUUCAUCUACAUGUCAAAUUUCUGACUAUACCAAACAAAUGAAUUCAUUCUAUCAUGAAUACAUUUCCAAUCUCUAUAGACAAUAUCAAUUAAAUGUAUUCAUUUCUAAAUUUAUAUUUCCAGAAGAAGAAAAACAAUUAUUAUUACAUGGUAAAAUUAGAGGACAAGAAUAUUUUACUACUCUCAAGAAAUUAGAUGACAUGCAUUCCACAUGUUCGAAUCAUUUUGUGAAAUCAUCCAAUUAUCAACGAAUUAUUUUUGAAAUUAUGGAAGAAUUACAAAUGAUUCGAACCAGUGCAUUGGAGAGAAUUACAAGAUGGAUUGAAGAUGAAUGUAAAGCAUUAUCAAAUGAUUCUGAAAUUGAUUCUGAAUAUGAAUUGAAACAAGCGAUUAAUAUUUUAUUUGACAAGACUAUAUUCUUACCUUUGUGUUUGAAACAAUUAAUUGUAUCGAGAAGUGAAUUUGUAAAGAAUCAAUUUUUUAGUGCCUUGACCAUGAAAAAGAUGUCGAGUAGUAGUAGUAUUGGUAUUACUAGUACUGGUACUGGAACUGGUAUUACUAAGGGACAACUGUCAAGUCGUAUUUCUAGUACUACUGGUACUACUACCACCACUGGUACUACUGGUACUGUUACCACUGGUACUAUUGGUAGUAGUAAUAAUACAUAUUCACCUGUAACAAUUUCACUCUCAUCCAAUCCAAUUGAAAUGUUAGCUCAUGAUCCAUUGAGAUAUAUUGCUGAUAUCUUGGCAUGGAUUCACAAAUCAGCAGUCAUGGAAAAGGAAUUGAUUCAAAAUUUAUUAUCAGUGUAUGAUCAUACCUCUCAUAAUGGUCAGACUACUACUAGUAGUAGUGAUUCUUCUGUCAAUACUAUUCCAUCUCAUCAUACUUCAAAUUAUGCUACUAUUGCCAAUAAUAAUAAUACUACUGCUACUACUAGCACUACUACUACUUUAAAUACUUCCACUCCUCUCAAUACUCUUUCCAAUCCAACAUCAUAUCAAGUAUAUCCACGUGAACCAUUGUUAUUCAAAAUAUUGAAUGAUAUUUUUGAUGAUUUGAAAGGACAAUUACAAAUGAGAGUAGAACAAAUUAUUAACAAGAAUCCAACAGAUUCUCUCAUACAUACUUCAUCUUUAAAACAAGAUAUUGAUGAAGAAUAUACAAUUGUAUAUUUCAAAUUAGCUCAUUUGUUAGAAUUAUAUUCAUGUCUAUUUGUUAAAGUGAUGGGUGAUCAUUGUAAACUAUCAGUGUGUUUGAAUGAUUUGAAAGAAAAGUGUAUGGAUAAAUUCUUUAUUAAUAUUAAGAGAGAUUUAAAUCGAUUGAUUCAAAAACCUCCUGAAAUUACUUUGAAUUUAAAUCCUCCUGAAGAAGUGAAAGAAGUUUUAAAUAAUUUGACUGAAAUUAUGAAUACCUAUUCCGAGUCAGUAAUGGUUCCAGAGAAUCGACGCGAAGAAGAUUUUCAAAAUGUUAUCUCUGCAUUUAUUGAUCCACUCUUAGAAUUAUAUAAUAAUUAUUAUGUAAAUGUUAAAUUGAAAGAAACUGAUCCAAUAUUGAAAUCUGAUUAUUACGUAUUUAUCAUUAAUGGAUACUAUGCUAUAUUACAAGCAUUGGGUGGAGUUGAGAGUACAAGUCUGUCUAAAAUUGGUACCACGAAUGUUGAUGUUUCUACAACAAGUGUGACUCGCUCAAAAACUGAAUUAAUCUCAACUGAAAUGGAGAAACAAUUAGAGAUAUUUACUCACUAUCAAUCAAAAUUAAUUCUUGAAAAUAGUGGACUUCAACACAAAUUGAACAUUCUUCACAGUGAUGAACAUUCAAAACCAUUCAUUCCACUCUCCAAGUGCCAAGAUAUGGACGAGCAAUCUCUCAAAGCAUUCUUUCAAAAUUUCUACACUCAAUUAUUUUCUUUAGGAAGUUUGGCAUUGACUCAGAAACAAUCCUGUGAGAGAUUAUUGAGUCCAAGAUUAAAGACGUACACCAAGGGUAGAAUUGCAUUAGAUGUUUGUAAUGGAUACAAACAAUUGUAUCAUGCCAUCAUGGAUGAAAAGAAUUUGUAUGAAAAUCCAAAAGAGAUUGUCUAUCAUGAUCCAGAACAAGUGAAAGUAUUACUUGAUUUUUAA